AUGACCACUUCAUCGCUGUCCUUACAGCGUUGGGAGCCACCUCUCCCUUGUAUCAUCAAGAUAAAUGUAGAUGCUUCCUGGCACUUAGAAUCACUUGGAGGUGGAAUUGCUGCUUUCUUUCGAGACUCCUCUGGUUUGCUCCUCCAUGGUGUGUCCAAGUAUGUUUGUACCUCUUCUCCACUACUUGAGGAAGCCUUGGCUUGUAGAGAGGCUUUACUCCAUGCUCAUGAUCUCUCUCUGACCAAUAUCAUGAUCGCUUCAGACUCUCAAGAUCUUAUUCACGCCCUUUCAUACUCAUCUCAUCAUUCUCAUUUGUCGCUAGCUCAUAUCGUCUCUGAUAUCCGAAUUCUGGCUGCUUCUUUUAGCAGCCUCAGCUAG
This is a messenger RNA of Rosa rugosa (rugosa rose), 378 nucleotides long. RefSeq lists its product as uncharacterized. Bases 1 to 378 code for a protein of 125 amino acids. The transcript has a single exon. Gene Ontology annotation, molecular function: RNA-DNA hybrid ribonuclease activity; nucleic acid binding. NCBI's taxonomy places the organism in Eukaryota, Viridiplantae, Streptophyta, Magnoliopsida, Rosales, Rosaceae. The record is from RefSeq and is a predicted model, not a curated record.